Molecule: messenger RNA, 2409 nt
Organism: Notolabrus celidotus (New Zealand spotty)
Lineage: Eukaryota; Metazoa; Chordata; Actinopteri; Labriformes; Labridae
Product: homeobox protein Dlx4a-like
Exons: 3
Coding region: 510-1277 (255 amino acids)
Biological process (GO): negative regulation of transcription by RNA polymerase II; cell differentiation; embryo development
Molecular function (GO): DNA-binding transcription factor activity, RNA polymerase II-specific; RNA polymerase II cis-regulatory region sequence-specific DNA binding
Source: RefSeq, a predicted model, not a curated record
UGAAGAGGAGGAACUCAAGAGGAACACACACACCUCUCUUCACUCUGCUGCUGCACUACACGGCAGGAAAAACACUGUGGACGGAGGGAAGAGGGAAAACAUACAGAGUGGAAGGAUAUUUAUGCGUUUAGAGGACUAUUUUUUGUUGGGAGUUCCAGAUUUUGUCGGGUGCCGUUUCCGUUGCGCGCGCCAGCAUGUCAUGCGCCUUAACGGUCAUAAACCGUGAGUGUCGUGCGUUUUGGGAGCUUUCAGAUGGGAUGUAGCACGAGGUAAACCCACCUAAACCCACUUUGUAGAUUCAAAAGGAGUGUAGUGGUUUUUGUUAAAGGCGAAUUCACCAUUUGAAAGCCGAAGGUGGUUUGUGGAAAGAAAAACACUUCUCUGUAAGUCAGCUGACUUUUUUUCUUCUUUUUUUUUUACAUUGAUGGUGGGUUCACUUAAGAUGACCCCAGCCUGGAGGUCAUAACUUACCCUUAAUAAUUCCCGCCACAUCAUAACCCCCCACUCUAAUGAUGACUAUGAGCUCUAUAUCGGAUACUCUAGUCCCGCCUGAUCCAUCCAAAUCGGCGUUUUUGGAAUUUGGCGGCCACGGGUACCCCGGACACCAGCAGCACUCCCCCGGCUUGUCCCACAACCAUUACCCGGUCCACGGCCUGCACGCCGUCGGGCCCUCGCACCACGAAGGGCCCUUCGCCUCAGGGGCAUCAUCAUACGGUCGCCCGCUGGGAUACCCGCCUUAUCACAGUCCCGUGAGUGCGCAUCACCCCGGGGCAUACCUGCCCUAUCAGCACGGGGGUCACGGCGGCGCGCUGGGACACACCAGAUUGGAGGAUGCAGACCACGAGAAGCCCACGGCGGUGAUAGAGAACGGCGAGGUGAGGCUGAACGGAAAGGGGAAGAAGAUCAGGAAGCCUCGGACCAUUUACUCCAGCCUGCAGCUCCAGGCACUCAACCAGCGCUUCCAGCAAACCCAGUACCUCGCCCUGCCUGAGAGGGCCGACCUGGCCGCCAAGCUGGGCCUGACACAGACCCAGGUAAAAAUAUGGUUCCAGAACAAACGAUCCAAAUACAAGAAGAUCAUGAAGAACGGGCCCUGUGGACCUGAGGGAGAUCACCUCGCCCCCCCAGCACCAUCUUCCUCUUCUCCAUGCUCUCUGUGGGACAUCAGCAUGGCUGCGAAAGGCGCACCAGUGCACUCUGGAGGCUACAUGAACAAUUUUGCUCACUGGUACCCUGGACACCAGCAGGACUCCAUGCCAAGAACUCAGAUGAUGUGACGGAGAGGAGAUCAUAAAAUCUCCAGGACAAAUAAUGGAUUUACAACACGUUAACAGGAGCUGUUAGGGACACUGAAAUAGUUGAUAGGCUGAGCCAGUCUGGAGGCAAAAAUAAUAAAACUGGAUUAAUAGCAGAAAUUGUAGCUCAGGUCCUGUAGAUUUUGAAGUACUGGAGUUAAUUAAGGUCCUUACAAAUUUGUGAAAAAAAAAACACUUUUAAUUUGUUUUAUUUCUAUAAUACUUGUCUGAUUUGUGACAUCACAACCUCCACAAAAAAAGAAAUAUGGGUUAUAGUGCGUUAUUUGUUGUCUGUGAACUCACUGGGAUUUUACUGCUGUUCGUGUUACAGCUUAUUCAUUUGAAAUGAUGACCCUUUUGAUCUAAAAUUAGACUUCCAUGAACACAAUAAUUGGCAACAGUUCAUGAUGAUAAAUCACAUAGUGUAGCUUUACAGAUGGAGUAUAUCAGAGUAAGAAAACCAGUGAAUGGAAUUAGAAAUGUCUUUACGUAGCAAAAUUAGCCACCAUAAGCGAAAUCAUGGAGACUCACUUAAUAAAGCCAGUUAAGUUAUUUCUGCCUUCAGCAGAGCUCUGUUUUUCAAGGUCGUAACUUUUGGAUGAAGCUACAAUUCAAAACUUUCAAAUACCCCAACAUGCAUCUCUGUUUCUGGGCAUUUCAGGUUAUUUUUCUGUCUUGCAGGGGUGGGUGGGAAGAAGGUUAUUCAGGGCUUUUCAGAGUUUGUCUUUAUGGAACUUUUCUGAUCUAAUAAAGACAGAUCAAAUUAAAGGACUAAAGAAAGGAAGACACUUUAUUUGAUCCAGCUAUUGUGUGCAUUUUAUAAUUUCUGACAGGGUGUAACAUAAACCUUUAAAGAGCCUGUAUAAAGUCAGUGAGGCCAACAGGGGCUCUGAUAAGAUUAGCAAGAAGGGAUUCAAAGGUACUCAAAACCCCCCUUUCUAGGAGUGUAUGGGGGGACGGCACCAAACUGACAUGGCUGCUUCAUUGUAAGUCAAAUUUUAUAUGUAUUUUUUCAUGAAAAAAAUGUGUUGAUGGGUAAAAAAAUCAAGCCAAAAAUAAAAAUGCCAGAAUUGUAUUUAAAGUCAUAUUUUUAUAAAGAAGUUUCACCUGGUCA